AUGAGAGCAAAUCGCACAUGUUUCCGAAAGAAUGACGCCAUGCUUGUGCUCGAUGAGGACUCUGAAAAGGACGCCUUCCUCUCGAAAGCUUUUCCGCCAAAUACGAAACUCUGGCUAGGACUGCAGUACAAAGACUAUCAGUGGACAUGGCCUGGAGGCUACUCAGCUGGCUUCACGAAUUGGGCUCCGGGUCAACCGAAUUAUCAAGCAGGCAAUUGUGCCUAUAUGCAACUGUACUCCGGAUCA
Molecule: messenger RNA, 246 nt
Organism: Ostertagia ostertagi
Lineage: Eukaryota; Metazoa; Nematoda; Chromadorea; Rhabditida; Trichostrongylidae
Source: the annotation of a GenBank genome assembly